This is a messenger RNA of Dibothriocephalus latus, 759 nucleotides long. Lineage: Eukaryota; Metazoa; Platyhelminthes; Cestoda; Diphyllobothriidea; Diphyllobothriidae. The record is from the annotation of a GenBank genome assembly.
AUGUCUUCUGCGUCUUUGGUCACGCUUGCAGCGGAAGCAAGCACGCAGUGGCCAGUUGUUCGUAAUGCAUACGAAUUUGUAAAGUCGAUCGGUAUGCUCUUUCCACUUUCUAACUGGUUCUCAGGGCAAGGUGCUACGUCCGUAGUACACGAAGCCGUCUGCAAGUCGCUUAAUCGUAAAUGUGCUAUAAAAAUUAUAAAUCUCGAUAAAUCGAGCACCUCAGCUUCUCUUGACGAAAUUAACCGCGAAAUUAAGUCAAUGAAGAAUAUGAAAAACGAAAAUAUAGUGGCAUACUAUUCCUCCUUUGUUGAUGGGACCGAGUUAUUCAUUGUAAUGGAUUUGUGCCAGAGAGGGUCUCUUCUCGACGUGAUUAAAUUUAUUCAAAGCGAACGGGACACAACCUACGGAGUUUUUGACGAAAAUACCAUUGCUACUAUCUUGCGCGAUGUUCUUCGUGGUCUCGCUUACAUCCACGAAAGUGGACUAGUUCACCGUGAUUUGAAGUGUGGAAACCUGCUUGUUAAAGACGAUGGGGUGAUUCAGAUAGCUGAUUUUGGGGUGGCUGGAUUCCUUGCAACCCAGCCUAUGUCGGCGACCGGAAGUGUGGAUCUUCGGAGGUAUACGUUUGUGGGCACACCUUGUUGGAUGGCCCCGGAAGUUAUGCAACAGGUAUGUGCAUCUCCUCCCCAACUACCUGCACACACCUUAUUGUCAUCUUUAUAUAUAUUUCUCUCAAAGACCCUUGGCAAGUUUUCGUGA